AUGCAGUCGGAUUGGCGUUCCCCGCCGCUUGCGGUGUCGUACCCCGAAGUCCCUCCCAUGCCGCCAUCCACUCAGUACACUCCUUCCUACACGCCGAAUUACUCGUCGUAUCCGCAACCGCCUGCGCAAACCGCGGAUAACAACGCGCCCAUGUACAUGCAACAACCGCAACCGCCCGCCGCUUACUCCCAACAAAACUCCGCGUAUCCGCAGUUUUCCGCGCCGCCAGCGCCUCCCCCGCAAUUCCCGCAAAGCCACGUGGACGACUACGAGACCAGCGUCGACGUGGUAGCGUACGAUGCGGGCGGCGCGGAGCCGUACGGCGCGAGAGGAACCGGCAGUGGAGCGUACUGGGGCGACACACCGCAGGGCUUCGGAGGCGGAGGCGGCAGCGGACACAUCGGGAACAGCGCGGGAGGGAGCGGGCCAAUUAGCAGUCCCCUCGUUGAUAUUCAGAUGCCGUCGCUUUCUGCCGGUUCGCGGGGAGGCGGUGAGGCGCAGGUGGUGGUGGGGAAGGACGGCGUGCAGAGCUUCGCAGUGACUCUCCUGCCGGAACCGGGGUCUUCCUCGUCGCCCUCGCAGGUGGUCUGUAAGAUCGGGUUGGAUGGCAUGCGGCUGCAGGAGCCGGGCAGCGGGCGCCUCAUGCGUAUCUACCCGCUCGAGAACAUCACCAGCUGGGAGGUGAAGGAGCCGGGCGUGUUCACGUUCUGGGUGCGCACGGCGGUGGACGUGAGUCAGCGCCCCGUGCGCCUGCGCUCCAACGACCGCACCACGUCGCUGCUGCUCGACACGCUCACCGCCGCCUGCAUCCAGGUGUUUGAGAUGGUGGGGCGGGACAAGCCAGCACCAGACAAGCCCGCCUCUGCAUCAAAGCCCUCCUCCGCGCCCUCCGCCGCCACUGCUGCUGCCGCCUCCGCUGCUGCUGCUGCAGGGGGCGCCGCUGGUGCGGGGGCUGUCCCGUCCGUGAUGGGGUGGCUCACUCGCCCGCGCCUGCCCGCUGCUGACGAGCGCGUGCACUGGGUGCCUGACGAGGAGGUGCCUAAAUGCGCUGACUGCGCUUCAGACUUUGGCACGUUCAACCGCAGGCACCACUGUCGCAACUGCGGCAACAUCUUCUGUGACAAGUGCACGCGGGGCCGCACCCCUCUCUCCUCUGAGCCUGAUGCUGCCCCCGUGCGCGUCUGCGACGCCUGCCUGGCUGAGGUCACCCAGCGACUGACCAACGAGAGGGAGCUAGAAGCAGAGGGCUCGUUCAAGUACCCCUCCUCCACUCCUUCCGCAGCAGCAGCGAGCGGAGGGGGAACAGGAGGGAGCGGCGGCAGCAGCAGUGGCGGCAGCAGCGGUGCAGGGAAAGGGGGGGGGAGGAGCCACGAGCAGCUGCUACGGCAGCUGCAGCAGGAGAUGGAACGCAACGCCUCGUCCGUCCCACCCGCUGUCCGCAACUCCUCCUCCUCCUCUUCCGCCCGCCGCCACUCCUCUACCUCCUCCGCGCCCCACUCUGCGCAUCGCUCCUCCUCUGCUCGCUACGGCGGCGGCGGCGGCGGUGGUGGUGGUAAUGCGUAUGGCUCUGGUGCUCCUGUGCUGAGCACGUGCAGCCGGUGCAAUGCGGUCGCGUUGCUGCCGCACCCUGCCGCUUCCUGCCCCACCUGCGGUGCUGCCGCCGCCCCCUCCCCCUCUCCUCCCCCCUCCAGGGGGGAGAGCGCGGGGGGAAUUCCGAGUGGCCCUCCGCACCUGUGGCCGGGGGAUGGGGGGUCGAUGGGGGGGAGCGGCGGAGGCGGGAUGGGAGGGGGAGGGUCGGGAGGGGGGCCGAGGAUGCAGCAGGUGGCGUGCCCGACGUGCACGGUGCAUCUUGAGGUGCAGCUACCAGCAUCGGGCACAGAGACAGUGGAGUGCGGUGUGUGCCAACACCCCUUCCUCGUAGCCGCACUGCAGUAA
Molecule: messenger RNA, 1935 nt
Organism: Closterium sp. NIES-65
Lineage: Eukaryota; Viridiplantae; Streptophyta; Zygnematophyceae; Desmidiales; Closteriaceae
Source: the annotation of a GenBank genome assembly